AUGGACCAUAUCGGAGGUGACCACAAUCGAUUCCAAAGAUUACAUGCUUCAUGCAAUCUUAGACAACUAGAAAAGUUCAAUGAAAAACUCUGGAUUGCCGCCUUUUCAUUCUAUGUUCGCAGCCACGAGGAAUUCUCGGACGCUGAGCUGGAUAUGGAUAUUCUUCGCAUUCUUCGCUUAGCAACAAAGAACUCCUUGUCCAGCGAGGUUCUGAUGUCCCCGGGAGAUGUCAUCGUGCUUGACAACUGGAAGUGGGCACACGGAAGGAGGCCGUACGUGGGAAAUCGCUUGCAUGGCAGUGUCAUCUCUGAUCGGCGGCCAAGGUCCACUGCCCCGAAGCGGCGAGAGGAGCUUUGA
This is a messenger RNA of Symbiodinium pilosum, 357 nucleotides long. The record is from the annotation of a GenBank genome assembly. Lineage: Eukaryota; Dinophyceae; Suessiales; Symbiodiniaceae.